AUGCGAAAUGUCACAGUCCUGUGUUUACUCUGUGGAACCUUGACACUUGGGAUCUUGUCAGCUCUGUUAUAUGUACAUCUUCACCAUGAUCAUGUGAGCAACUGGCAGAAGAAAACGCAGGCGCCUGCAUCAAUUUGGAAACUUGAUAAAAAGUUGCAACAGCAAGCUAUCCACAGCGCAGGGCAAAUACCACGCUCAAGGCAAAUACCAGGACAAUAUGUAAGAACUGAAAGACCUAACAAAGAUCAAACUGAAGAAUGGCGUCCAUUUUUAAAAUUAGAUGAGAAUUUUAACUAUUCGGACCCAGAAUUUCUUCAUGGGAUUUUACUAUAUGGACUUAAUACCAUUAUCAGUAAAAGCUUGGGCAAUCAGAGAGAUGUGCCAGAUACCAGAGAUAAAAUGUGUCUUAAAAAACGUUACCCAGCCAGGCUACCUACCGCCAGCAUUGUCAUUUGUUUCCACAAUGAAGAAUUCAAUACCUUGUUUCGGACAGUGUCCAGUGUCAUGACCCUCACUCCACACCAGAUCCUUGAAGAAGUUAUUUUGGUAGAUGACAUGAGCGAAUUUGAUGAUUUGAAAGAAAAACUAGACUAUCCCCUGGAAAUGUUUCGGGGAAAGAUUAAAGUCAUAAGAACCACAAAGAGAGAGGGGCUGAUUCGCGCCAGGCUGAUUGGAGCGGCCCGAGCUUCAGGGGACGUGCUGGUGUUCCUGGACAGCCACUGUGAAGUGAACAGAGUCUGGCUGGAGCCCUUGCUGUCCGCCAUCGCCAAGGACCGCAAAAUGGUGGUGUGUCCCAUGGUGGAUUCCAUUGACCACCUGACACUGAACUACUAUCCCUCUCCUAUUGUAAGAGGAGCUUUCAACUGGCAUCUGCAAUUUGUAUGGGACACUGUUUUCUCUUAUGAGAUGGAUGGACCAGAAGGACCCACCACACCCAUCCGGUCCCCCGCAAUGUCUGGAGGAAUUUUUGCUAUAAGUCGGCAUUAUUUUAAUGAGAUUGGACAGUACGACAAGGAUAUGAACCUCUGGGGAGCAGAAAAUCUGGAACUUUCACUAAGGAUCUGGAUGUGUGGAGGCCAGCUCUUUAUACUGCCCUGCUCUCGAGUAGGACAUGUUGAUAGACAUAUUGUCCAAAAUGUAACCCAAGUUCUCAAAGCCCUGAGAUAUAACAACCUCAGACUAGUACACGUCUGGCUGGAUGAAUACAAGGAGCAGUUUUUCUUACAAAGACCUGAUCUGAAAUCCAUCCGCUAUGGAAACAUUAGUGAGCGUGUUGAAUUAAGGAGACGAUUGGGCUGCAAGUCAUUUCAGUGGUACCUGGAUACUGUCUUCCCAGAACUGGAGCCAUCUCUUGAAAUGAAAGCAAAUAAUUUUCAUUAA
Myotis lucifugus (little brown bat) is the source of this 1380-nucleotide messenger RNA. It is a transcript of the gene GALNTL5, whose product is annotated as polypeptide N-acetylgalactosaminyltransferase like 5. Gene Ontology annotation, cellular component: Golgi apparatus. Bases 1 to 1380 code for a protein of 459 amino acids. The transcript has 8 exons. NCBI's taxonomy places the organism in Eukaryota, Metazoa, Chordata, Mammalia, Chiroptera, Vespertilionidae. Gene Ontology annotation, biological process: spermatid development. The record is from RefSeq and is a predicted model, not a curated record.